Molecule: messenger RNA, 1701 nt
Organism: Morchella sextelata
Lineage: Eukaryota; Fungi; Ascomycota; Pezizomycetes; Pezizales; Morchellaceae
Exons: 4
Coding region: 1-1701 (566 amino acids)
Biological process (GO): protein N-linked glycosylation
Cellular component (GO): endoplasmic reticulum membrane
Molecular function (GO): alpha-1,6-mannosyltransferase activity
Source: RefSeq, a predicted model, not a curated record
AUGGCGAUACUAGAUAUAUUCCUUGGAUUACUUCACGUAACCGUGAUAAUUGUACACCUGUUGGUAGCACCAUACACGAAAGUCGAAGAAUCAUUCAAUUUGCAAGCGACCCAUGAUAUAUUGCGGUAUGGUAUAUCGACGACCAAUGUUACAGCGUCUCUCGUACAGGAUUAUGAUCAUUUUGCAUUUCCUGGAGCAGUCCCAAGGACCUUCGUUGGCCCGGUUGUGUUGGCUGGACUCAGUAAGCCAAUAAUUGAUAUAUUAGGAGAUUUCGUAAACGAUCAGGUUAUCGUGCGAGGUGUUCUUGGGCUACUCACUGCACUCUCGCUGAUCCUAUAUACUCGCGCCAUACAUCGUGCAUACGGCCGUACAACAGCAAUCUUCUACACUCUCCUUCAGAUAUCGCAAUUCCAUCUACCGUAUUAUGCUUCACGGCCAUUACCAAAUACCUUUGCUUUGAUACUUUCUACCGCGGCGCUAUCUUUCCUCCUUCCACGCCCUGUAACCACUCCAAAGCAACGUAGGGGGACUUAUAAGCUCGGAAUCUAUAUUCUCACCUUUACUGCCGUAAUAUUCCGCUCCGAGCUCGCAAUAUUACUCUUUUUCGUAGCCUUGCGACUACUCCUCACACGUCGUGUCUCUUUGUUUCGAGAUGUUAUUCCUGCCGGAAUUGCUGGGGGUUUAGUGGGUCUUGCAAUAACACUUACAGUUGAUUCAUAUUUCUGGCAAUCCCAUAAUCCAGAAGUAAGACAUUUCACGACCCCGUUCCUCACCGAAAAAACAGGCUUGAUCUGGCCGGAAUUAUCGGGAUUCUUGUACAAUGCCAUUGAAAAUAAGUCUUCAGAAUGGGGUGUCUCUGUGUGGCACUACUAUUUCAGCUCUUCAUUACCAAAGCUAUUACUAAACCCGUCGGUAUUACUCGUCUCGUUACCAUUCUGUCUUUGCGGGUCUCCAACGGCUGCAAAAGAGCUCCUAAUCCCGGCGUUGGGUUAUGUAGCGGUAUAUUCAUAUCUGCCACACAAAGAAUGGCGAUUUGUUGUAUACAUCAUUCCUGCGUUAACGCUUUGUGGCGCACUUGGAAAUGCAUGGAUAUGGGACAGGAGGACCAAGAACGCCAUAUAUGCACUUCUGGCGAUGGGAACUUGCGGUUCGAUCGUGCUGGCGGCAUUGGGGGGGACGGGUAUGAUGCUCGUUAGCUCGUGGAACUAUCCCGGUGGGGAUGCAGUGAUGAAGCUACACCAUGCUUUUGCUGAAGAGGGAGUACAUGGGGUAGAGACCGUUCACCUAGACACAUUUGUUUCUGCAGAAAACGAGAAAUGGAACACAGCGAUCAAAGGGGUUGUAUUUGAUAAGACAGAGAACGAAGAUGAUUUACUUUCGGCGAAGUUUUGGGAAGAUAUCGAUUGGGUCGUCACUAGUGAUGUUUCGCGUGUUAUUGGAAAAUGGAGGAUUGUGGAUAGUGUUGUUGGUUGGAAGGGUGUUAAAGUUUAUAAACCCGGUGAAAUUGUUCAUGUCGGUGCUAUAGGGAUAGGGGAGAAGGAAGCGGAGGAUUUAGGGCUGGUAAAAGAAUCGGAGCCUUCAACUGUGUGGUGGAAGAGGGCAUUGGAGGAUGGGUAUGGGUUGAGAGAAAACGUAUUUAAGGGUUACUGGGUAGGUGCGAGGAUUGAGGAGAUGGUUUGGAUUUUGAAGAAGGAGACGUGA